AUGCCGAUUUCCCCUUCAAAAAACGUUUCGUCACCGCGUUCACCAACAACACUCGAAGACAGAAUCUUUGCCCUCGAGAAAGAACUGGCUAGGACCCGCAAAAGGGCAGAUGCGAGGGGGAAAGAGGCAGACUCGCUACGCCAGCGUGUCCAAGAGCUUGAGCCGGAGGUUCGUAAACUUGCGAACGAGCUCGAGAAAAGGCGCCAGAGAGAAGCGUCUCGGAGCCCGCUCCGAGGACGGAAACAACAUGCUCCACCGAGCGCAACUCUUGGCGAGGACGACGUUGUUCUCCGCGCCCGACUCGCAGCGGCAGAUAGUCGAGCAAAGAUCUUACAGCUACGGUGCGACCGCCUCGAGUUCGAGAGGAGCUUUAGAAAAACAACCACGGAUCCAGACGGUCACCACAGACAGGACGCGAGAGCGGCACAAGAGGAGGGUGAUGGCGGAAGCAGUGCGCAUGCUGCGACGAUGGAUACCGACGACGGGCGACAUCGUGCGCUAGACAAGGACAACGAAGCUCGGCGGAUCAAACGGCAGCUGGAAGUUGCCGAGCGUAGGGUGAAAAACUCGUUUUACAUCAACGAGGCACACGAAAGCUUGGCAGCCAAGGCGACCGAAAGAGAAAAGGAGGCUAAUGCCCGCGCGGCCGAGCUCGGGCGCAGGCUUGACCGUGCGCUCGAAAAGCUGGAAUCCAUCGAGCGCAAGGACAUGAUACUCAACCUCGAAACAUCCUGUGCGAGAGACGAGGAACAGACCUUUUUCGCCGAACGAGAACUACGAGCCCACCAGAUGGACCCUGAGCUAUACCUGCCGGUCAACACUGCCAAGCGGCGGCAGGUGGCUCGCUCGGAGAAGCGCCUCCGUCGCUUGCGGUUGCGCCACGAGAGUCAAAGUGCCGCCCUGUCCCAGGCACAAGCGACGGAGCGGUUACACGCAGACCUAAGGAGAGCGGCAGGUUUAGGGGACAUACCCCAGACGAUGAAGUGCUUGGAUUCUGGGAUCUCAGUCAAUGUGCCUGAUCAGAGUGGGCUCUCUGCUUUUCUGUACGCCUGUGGCCAGGCGAACGCUGAGUUGGUUCAAAUUUUAGUAGAUGCGGGGGGGGAUGUCCUUGAUGGCGACGGCACCAUCACGGGGCUCAUCAUCGCGGCAAGGAAGGGAACCAUGGGAGUGGUCCAAACGCUACUGGAAGCCGGCGCAGACGUGUGUGCUCGCGAUUCAGCAGGAGGGACCGCCCUCCACGCAGCAACUCUCCAUCGGCACGUGGACGUCGUCCGAGUUUUGCUCGAAGCAGGAUCGCACUGCAACGCUAUCGACCAGGGCAACAACACCCCGCUGCACAUGCUAGCGUCGGUAUCUUCAGGCAAGGACGGAGGGAGUGACGUUAGAGGAGGGGAAACGGGUGCCGACGUCGCCGGUCUGCUCUUGGAGUGGGGAGCCUCGGCGGACAUCAAGAACUCAAAGGGCUUGACACCGAUAUCGGCUGCCCUUGACACCAGGAAUCGGGCAAUGGUACUAGCGUACCGAGAGUUUUUUGGCGAAGACAGCGGCCUAGCGGCUGUUGAUGCUGAUUUCGAUGUUGAGAGCAAUCGUAGCGAUACUACACCUGCCACGGAUAACGGACGGUUGCCGCCAGAAAGCCCCAAGAAGGCCACUGCUGUCGCAGACCCUACGCGCGAGCGAAACACAUUCAGUGCCUGA
Messenger RNA from Ectocarpus siliculosus, 1698 nucleotides. The record is from the annotation of a GenBank genome assembly. Lineage: Eukaryota; Phaeophyceae; Ectocarpales; Ectocarpaceae.